AUGGAAACAAUUGAUAAUGAUGAUAGAGGCCAAGUGCCUUUAUCAGAAGUGGGAUUUGCAGGACAAAGAUCUGAAGAGAAUAUGCAAAGUAAUAAAGCGUCGACCGAUUGCAUGGACAUUCGCCUGUGUCCAGAUGUGAGGAAUUGGUCUCAAGAGGAAUCAAGAGAGAAAUUAUUAAAGUCAUUAUGUGAAAUAAAAGAAAGAGAUAACGGCAGUAAAUCAUUUAUGAUUUGCUGCUCUGAUUUUGCUCUGAAUGUAACUGUGCGGUAUAAUGAAACAGUGGAAACUGAAAACAACAUUGAUAAUCACUCUAAUAUAGGCCUACUUCCGGAAAAUUGUGGCAAGCAGUUUGACGACCGCUUAAAUGGAGGAAAUUUUACAGGCAUAUACGAAUUCCCGUGGAUGGCACUUAUCUCUCAUGUUGAGAAAGAUUCCAAUGGUAUAGAAAAACGAAGAUUUAAUUGCGGGGGAACAAUAAUCAGCUCUAGAUAUAUUUUGACUGCCGCACACUGUGUAUAUGAAAAGAAAAUCGCGGGUGUACGUGUCGGUGAAUAUAACAUCCAUUCACUUACAGAUUGUCAAGGAGAAUGGCCAAAUUAUGUUUGCGAAAGUCACUUGCAGGAUCUCCGUGUGGAAAAGGCAACAAUUCACGAGGCGUACAGCACAAGCCCGAGACUCAUAAAUGAUAUUGCAAUACUCCGAGUUAACAAAGAAAUCGAUUUUUCGUUUAAAAAUGUCAAGCCGAUUUGUCUACCGGUGUGGAAAGAAGCCCGUAACGUUAGUCUCAGUGGGAAGCGAGCUACAGUCGCAGGGUGGGGUGUUACAGAAACCGGAAAAUGGUCAAAUAUUCUACAUAAAGUAAUUGUACCAAUUAAGGCAGAAACCUAUUGUACUGAAUACUUAGAAAGAUACUCUGACCCACAAGACCACACUUUUAAGGUUUUAUGCGCUGGUGAAGUCGGGAAAGAUUCCUGUAAGGGUGACUCUGGAGGUCCUCUUAUGCUGUUUGAAGACUAUAAAGACGACUACCGCAUGAUUCAAUACGGUAUCGUGUCCUACGGCCAGGAGGAGUGCGGCUCUGCAUCGCCGGGAGUGUAUACGGAUAUUACUAAAUACAUGAAAUGGAUUUUAGAUAAUAUUAAAGAA
Messenger RNA from Brenthis ino (lesser marbled fritillary), 1146 nucleotides. The record is from the annotation of a GenBank genome assembly. Lineage: Eukaryota; Metazoa; Arthropoda; Insecta; Lepidoptera; Nymphalidae.